Molecule: messenger RNA, 993 nt
Organism: Trichoplax adhaerens
Lineage: Eukaryota; Metazoa; Placozoa; Uniplacotomia; Trichoplacea; Trichoplacidae
Exons: 5
Coding region: 1-993 (330 amino acids)
Cellular component (GO): membrane
Molecular function (GO): palmitoyl-(protein) hydrolase activity
Source: RefSeq, a predicted model, not a curated record
AUGAGACGCCACGGAUUUGUUUUCAUCGAUCGUAUCAUCCAUUUUGCAACUAAUUUUAUACACAGUAUAUGGCGUAGUAGUAGUGCAGCAUUGUUGCUGCUUCUGUUGGCUUAUUGGUUUUAUGGUGACUUUACAAUAUUUCUCCUCCUUUGCUUAGCUAUACUGGGUACAUUAUAUCAAUAUCAGGAUUCGUUACUUUAUUACCCUGAUCAACCUUCAUCAUCGCGUAUGUUUGUCCAGCAGCCUUAUACAAUUGGGUUACCAUCUGAAAAUUUAUAUCUCAGGACUGCUGAUGGUGUUCGUAUUAAUGCAGUUUUCAUUAAACAACCGCCGGUACGGUUGCCUUUUGCGCCGACCAUUAUGUUUAUCCAUGGCAACGCUGGCAAUAUUGGCCAUCGAUUGCCAUUUGCUAGGGAAUUAUAUCAUCAUUGUGGAGUCAAUGUCAUGCUGUUAGAAUAUCGAGGUUAUGGUAAAAGUGAUGGAGUACCAAGUGAAAAUGGCCUAAAGUUAGAUGCUCGAGCAGGACUUGAAUAUCUUCGCGACAGAACUGAUAUUGACGCUAGCAUGAUUAUAGUCUUUGGAAGAUCACUUGGUGGUGCUGUGGGUAUUGAUUUAGCUUGUCAGCAAUUGUAUACGGAUGCUAUACGUGGAUUAAUAGUAGAGAAUAGUUUCACAAGUAUCCCUGCAAUGGGUGAAGUAUUAUUUAGUGCAUUACGUUUGCUCCCCAUGUUUUGCUUCCGAAAUAAGUUCAAUUCCAAGAGUAUCGUAAAAAGUGUACGUGUGCCUACGUUAUUCUUGUCUGGUUUAUCUGACGAAUUAGUACCACCACGGAUGAUGACAGAACUUUGCAACAAAUCCGGUGCAAUCUUUAAAAGGAUUGUAAGAUUCGAGAAUGGUUCGCAUAAUGGCACUUGGCUUUGUCCUGAUUAUUACAAGUGUAUCAGUUUCUUUAUAGCUCAGGAGUUGAAUUCUAAAGCUUUAGUGGCACCAUAG